Hyaena hyaena (striped hyena) is the source of this 2547-nucleotide messenger RNA. RefSeq names its product 3-hydroxy-3-methylglutaryl-CoA reductase (gene HMGCR). Gene Ontology annotation, cellular component: endoplasmic reticulum membrane; peroxisomal membrane. The transcript has 6 exons. Gene Ontology annotation, molecular function: hydroxymethylglutaryl-CoA reductase (NADPH) activity; protein binding. Lineage: Eukaryota; Metazoa; Chordata; Mammalia; Carnivora; Hyaenidae. Gene Ontology annotation, biological process: coenzyme A metabolic process; sterol biosynthetic process; isoprenoid biosynthetic process. The record is from RefSeq and is a predicted model, not a curated record. The coding region runs from base 23 to 784 and encodes 253 amino acids.
UGCACGUUUACAGAAACUUCACAUGAGUAUGGCUGGUCGCAACCUUUAUAUCCGUUUCCAGUCCAGGUCAGGUGAUGCCAUGGGGAUGAACAUGAUUUCAAAGGGCACAGAGAAGGCACUUUCGAAACUUCAUGAGUAUUUCCCCGAAAUGCAGAUUCUAGCAGUUAGUGGUAACUACUGUACUGACAAGAAACCUGCUGCUAUAAAUUGGAUAGAGGGAAGAGGAAAGUCUGUGGUUUGUGAAGCUGUCAUUCCAGCCAAGGUUGUCCGAGAAGUAUUAAAGACGACUACAGAAGCCAUGAUUGAGGUCAACAUUAAUAAGAAUCUGGUGGGUUCUGCCAUGGCCGGGAGCAUUGGAGGCAACAAUGCCCACGCGGCGAACAUCGUAACUGCCAUCUACAUUGCCUGUGGGCAGGAUGCAGCACAGAAUGUUGGUAGUUCAAACUGUAUUACUUUAAUGGAAGCAAGUGGCCCCACAAACGAAGAUCUGUACAUCAGCUGCACCAUGCCAUCUAUAGAAAUAGGAACUGUGGGCGGGGGGACCAAUCUGCUCCCUCAGCAAGCUUGUUUGCAGAUGCUAGGUGUGCAAGGAGCAUGCAAGGACAAUCCCGGGGAAAAUGCCCGGCAGCUUGCCAGGAUCGUGUGCGGUACGGUCAUGGCUGGGGAACUGUCACUGAUGGCAGCGCUGGCAGCCGGACAUCUUGUCAAAAGUCACAUGAUUCACAACAGGUCAAAGGUAAAUUUACAAGACCUCCAAGGAACUGGCACUAAGAAGGCUGCUUGAAGAGUCUAGCAGAUCUGAACUGAAACGCGGGCAUUGGGUUCUAAAGGACUAACAUAAAAUCUGUGAAUUAAAAAGCUCAGUGCGGUGUUAUGUUGAGGAUGACUAGACGUGAUCUGUGAGGUGGCUGCUUGGUGUUUGGCUCUUUGAGAGAGGUCUGAGAUCCUUCUUUCCCUGCAGAUUUCUCAGAUCUGAAAAUAGUGUAGUGCAUUAUGUGCUGUGCUCUCUGGAAGGAAAGAUCUCGACGUGGAUAUCACGCUCUAAACAUCACAGAUGGUAAUCUACAGCUCACUUCUCAAAGAGAAUACAAGAUGGAAAAAAGUAUUUUCUUUUGAUGAAAUCCAUGGAGUUCGUGGUGAUCAGUGUGAGAUUGACCCUCCUCUCCAACCUUCCCGCCCUCCUGGUUGAAAAUGGAGUUUUAAAUUAUACUGUAGCUGACAAACUGAUUUCCUAGUUAAUUUAUUGAGUCUGGGUUAUAGAACUUAAAUAAGAGCUAAGUUUAUUUUUUUGUAAACUAAUAAUUCAUUUGGUGCUGGUCUGUUUUCUUUCUGGGUAGCCAUUGUGAUUGUUCAGAAGGGGACCUACUUUCUUCAAGGGAAGAAUUACUCUUAUUCCCAAACUACUGAAUAAUGUGCUAAGCAGUGCUAAUAGUUCUCUGCCAAGAAAACAAAUCACUGCAUUAAUGUCUGCGGGCUGUUUGUUCAGAGAGGCCUCUUGUCUAAAUAUAAAUGUCUGUUUACAUUGCUAGAACAUUUCUUGUAGUGUCAGGCUUUAAGAAACGAGAGUUUUGCACUCUUUGUUACAUAUACAAGAGCUCUUAAUAUUGCUUAGACAAAGGGGACUCUUAUCAAGAACGUACAGGUCUGACCUCUCAACGCUCAGAGGGUGGAAAACACAGGCUUGAAAGAACAAUGCUGUUUCUCUAAGCCAACUUUAAUUUCUUAAAAGACUUAAAUUUAUUUAGCUGAAAAAUCUAGGUAGGUUUUUUUGUAAAGAACUGUAUCAAAAAUCUGUAUAUGUUGUAAUAAAGCUUCUUACACUAGGAGUUUAUUCAAAGUGUUCAAGAAAUAAAUAAAAAUCAACUUGUAUACUGAUAAGACACUCUAAGCUCGGGCCAGAAAAGAUAGUAUUUUUGAAUGUUGUCCAGGAAACCCUGGCUUGCUUUUCACGCCCAGUGACAGGGAAAGUCAGCUUUCGGAGCCGGUGGAGGUGCCACAUGAAUGGCUCUGCGGGAGCGUACUUUGUUCCUGUGGCCAGGAGGUUGGUGACCAGAACAUUCACACAAAGCUCUUUGAUAAGACCCAUAAAAGCUCUUUGCUUCCUCAGGGCGUCAGCAGAAUUGUUGAAUCUUCAUUUUUUUUUAAUGUACAAGUUUUGUAUAAAUAAUAAAGAACUCCUUAUUUUAUAUUACAUCUCAAGUUUCAAGUGUUGGUCUUGGAGAGAGAAGAUGGACUCUGAAGAACAUUCCAGUAAUGCCGUGGCAGCAUGGAGAGCCUCUGAGUGACUGUCUGCAGUACUGUUGUGGAAGACUGACCUUUGCUCUUGUAUGUAAAGUUUAAGUUGCUUCCGUUGUGACUUGCAGCCAGUGACUUCUUAUUUAUCUGAAUUUUCAUGGAAGUGGCAGUGAAAAGUGUGAGUCUUCAUUCUGGUGACUGUAACCUACAUUGUCUUGCUAAAUGAAUGUUUUGUACAAUUAGUAAAUUGUAUACAUUUUGUUACACUUUUUUCCCAGUUCCAGUAAAUUAUGAAAAGGAAGUGAAUACUGA